Colossoma macropomum (tambaqui) is the source of this 5274-nucleotide messenger RNA. It is a transcript of the gene lrp6, whose product is annotated as low density lipoprotein receptor-related protein 6. Gene Ontology annotation, molecular function: Wnt-protein binding; Wnt receptor activity. Lineage: Eukaryota; Metazoa; Chordata; Actinopteri; Characiformes; Serrasalmidae. The record is from RefSeq and is a predicted model, not a curated record. Gene Ontology annotation, biological process: chemical synaptic transmission; receptor-mediated endocytosis involved in cholesterol transport; canonical Wnt signaling pathway. The coding region runs from base 203 to 5059 and encodes 1618 amino acids. The transcript has 23 exons.
AAUCGCAGCGCCACUGAAGCCUGAGCGAGGAAAGGAAGAAUGGAGCGGAGAAAACCCGCGGCCGUUUUAUAACAGUUAUUCCGAAAAUCUCUUGUCGUAAACCCACAAAUAACUUAUGUGCGAGGGGCACGACGGAGCGAUGCGAGCCCCGCACUGAAAAAAAGCCCAAAAAGGAGCAGAGGAGAGAAAACGGGAGGAAAAGAUGGGCGCCGUACUACGGAGUCUCUUUUUGUGUAGUUUCUGUUUGCAAAUACGGGCUGCACCACUUCUCCUGUACGCGAACCGGCGCGACCUGCGGCUGGUGGACGCGGCUCAUGGGCGUGGGAAUGCCACGGUGGUAGUGAGUGGCCUGGAGGAUGCUGCGGCCGUGGAUUUUAUUUAUGCCCAGGGUCUGAUCUACUGGAGUGAUGUAAGCGAGGAGGCCAUCAAGCGCACGGUCUUCAAUGGCUCUAGCCCCAGCGGCGACCAGACCAUCGUGGUGUCCGGCUUGGCCUCCCCUGAUGGGCUGGCUUGUGACUGGCUAGGGAAGAAGCUUUACUGGACGGACUCAGAAACCAACCGGAUAGAAGUGGCAGAGCUUAAUGGAUCGUUUCGGAAAGUUUUGUUCUGGCAGGGCCUCGAUCAGCCAAGAGCAAUUGCUUUGGAUCCAAGCAGAGGGUACAUGUACUGGACAGACUGGGGUGAGAUUCCGAAGAUUGAGAGGGCGGGUAUGGAUGGCACAAAUCGAGCUGUUAUCGUUGACACUGAAAUCUACUGGCCCAACGGGCUUACUUUAGACUACAGCCAGCAGAAACUGUACUGGGCCGAUGCUAAGUUUAACUUUAUUCACCGUUCCAACCUGGAUGGCAUGGGAAGAGAGGUUGUGCUGAAGGGCUCACUCCCACACCCAUUUGCUCUGACGCUGUACGAAGACACGCUGUUCUGGACAGACUGGAACACACACUCUAUACACUCCUGCCAGAAGCAGACGGGACAGGAACGUCGUGAGAUCCACACCAACAUCUUUUCUCCCAUGGACAUCCACGUCUUCAGCCAGAAGAGACAGCCCACUGAUGUGAGUACUCCCUGCUCUCUGAUGAAUGGUGGCUGUUCGCACCUGUGCCUGCUGUCUCCAAUGAAGCCCUACUACCAGUGUGCCUGUCCCACCGGUGUGCAACUGCUGGAGGACAACAAGACCUGCCGAGAUGGUGCCACACAGCUCCUCCUUCUGGCCCGUCGAACAGACCUGCGACGAAUCUCCUUGGACACUCCAGACUUUACAGACGUUGUGCUGCACGCCGAGGACAUCCGACAUGCUAUCGCCAUCGACUACGAUCCUGUAGACGGCCACAUCUACUGGACAGACGAUGAGGUGCAGGCCAUCCGCAGGUCUCGUCUAGAUGGCAGCGAAGCCCAGUUCAUUGUCACCUCCCAGGUGAACCACCCAGAUGGGAUUGCCGUGGACUGGAUCGCAAGGAACCUCUACUGGACGGACACUGGCACGGAUCGAAUUGAGGUGACACGGCUAAAUGGAACAAUGAGGAAGAUUUUGAUCUCGGAAGACCUAGAUGAGCCAAGAGCCAUUGUUCUGGAUCCUGUUUCAGGGUACAUGUACUGGACCGACUGGGGAGAGAUUCCCAAGAUUGAGCGUGCUGCUCUUGAUGGCACAGAGCGGGUAGUGAUGGUGAACACCUCUCUUGGUUGGCCCAAUGGACUAGCGCUCGACUAUGUGGAGAGAAAGAUCUAUUGGGGGGAUGCCAAGACUGACAAGAUUGAGGUGAUGAAUAUGAAUGGAACAGGCCGGAAAAUCCUGGUUGAAGACAAACUCCCUCACAUAUUUGGGUUCACACUCCUUGGUGAUUACAUCUACUGGACCGACUGGCAACUCAGGAGCAUUGAGCGUGUUCACAAACGCACUGCCGAAAGGGAAGUGAUUGUCGACCAGCUGCCCGACCUCAUGGGCCUGAAGGCCACGUAUGUGCACCAAGUAUUUGGUACGAACCCAUGUGCUGAAAAUAACGGCGGUUGCAGUCACCUGUGCCUGUACAAGCCGCAGGGUGUGGCAUGCGCGUGCCCCAUCGGCCUUGAGCUCAUUGCUGACAUGAGCACUUGCAUCGUGCCUGAGGCCUUCCUGCUCUUUUCCCGCCACAGUGACAUCAGGCGUAUCUCCCUGGAAACCAACAAUAACAACGUGGCUAUCCCGCUGUCUGGUGUGAAGGAAGCGUCCGCGCUGGAUUUCGAUGUCACAGACAACCGUAUCUACUGGACUGACAUCACACUGAAGACCAUCAGCCGAGCGUUCAUGAACGGCAGUGCUCUGGAGCAUGUGGUGGAGUUCGGCCUGGACUACCCUGAGGGCAUGGCGGUGGACUGGUUAGGCAAGAACCUGUACUGGGCAGACACAGGCACUAACCGCAUUGAGGUGGCCAAACUAGACGGCCAACACAGGCAGGUCUUGGUGUGGAAGGACCUGGACAGCCCGCGAGCGCUGGCACUGGACCCUGCUGAAGGUUUCAUGUACUGGACUGAGUGGGGUGGGAGGCCCAAGAUUGACCGAGCAGCCAUGGAUGGAACAGGCCGCAUAACGCUGGUGCCCAACGUGGGCAGGGCCAACGGUCUCACCAUCGAUUACGCCGAGAGACGGCUCUACUGGACUGACCUGGAUACGACGCUCAUCGAAUCAUCCAACAUGCUUGGUCUCGAACGUGAAGUGAUUGCCGAUGACUUGCCUCACCCAUUUGGCCUCACGCAAUACCAGGACUACAUCUACUGGACCGACUGGAGCCAGCGCAGCAUCGAGCGGGCUAACAAGACCAGCGGUCAGAAUCGUACUCUCAUCCAGGGUCAUCUGGACUAUGUGAUGGACAUCCUCGUGUUCCACUCAUCGCGGCAGGGCGGCUGGAAUGCCUGCGCAUCCACCAACGGCCACUGCUCCCACCUCUGCCUGGCUGUGCCUGUUAGCAGCUAUGUAUGCGGCUGUCCAGCCCACUAUUCGCUUAAUAACGACAACAAAACCUGCAGUGCGCCCACCUCCUUUCUACUGUUUAGCCAGAAAACAGCUAUCAACCGCAUGGUGAUGGAUGAGCAACAAAGCCCUGACAUUAUCCUGCCAAUUCACAGCCUGCGCAAUGUUCGAGCCAUCGACUAUGACCCGCUCGACAAGCAGCUUUAUUGGAUUGAUUCCAAACAGAACGUCAUUCGUCGUGCCCAAGAAAACGGCAAUCAGAGUAUGACUGUGGUGUCCAAUUCAUUGGGGGGCCACAACCUCGGCCUGCAGCCAUUCGACCUGAGUAUUGACAUCUACAGCCGUUUCAUCUACUGGACCAGUGAGGUCACCAACGUCAUUAAUGUUACCCGUACUGAUGGUACACGCGUGGGAGUUGUCCUUCGCGGAGAGCUUGACAAACCCCGAGCAAUCGUGGUCAACCCAGAGAGAGGGUACAUGUACUUCACCAAUCUGCAGGAGCGCUCUCCUAAGAUCGAACGAGCGGCUCUGGAUGGCACUGAAAGAGAGGUGCUGUUCUUCAGUGGUCUGGGCAAGCCUGUUGCCUUGGCUAUUGACAACGAGCUGGGCAAGCUCUUCUGGGUGGACAUGGACUUGCGCCGCAUUGAGAGCAGUGACCUGUCUGGUGCCAAUCGGAUCGUGAUCGAGGACUCGAACAUCCUGCAGCCAGUCGGCCUGACUGUGUUUGGAGAUCACCUCUACUGGAUUGACCGACAGCAGCAGAUGAUUGAGCGAAUUGACAAGACGACACGUGAGGGCCGCACCAAGAUCCAGGCGCGCAUUGCUUCUCUGACAGACAUCCAUGCUGUUCAUGAGCUCGACAUGGAGGAGUACAAUAAACACCCCUGUACUUCUGACAAUGGAGGCUGCUCCCACAUUUGUAUUGUGAAGGGAGACGGCACCACACGCUGCUCCUGCCCUGUUCACCUGGUUCUUUUGCAAGAUGAGCUUUCGUGUGGAGAGCCACCCACUUGUUCACCGGUGCAGUUCUCAUGCACGUCAGGUGAGGUGGACUGCAUCCCGCAGGCAUGGCGCUGUGAUGGAUUCGCCGAGUGCGAUGAUGAGAGUGAUGAGCGCGACUGCCCUGUGUGCUCAGAUGAGGAGUUCCAGUGUGACAGCAAGCAGUGUGUGGACAUCUCUCUGCGCUGCAAUGGAGAGAUCAACUGCCAGGACCGCUCGGAUGAGAACAAAUGCGAAGUUUAUUGCCCUCCAGAUCAAUUCACCUGUAACAAUGGUCAGUGCAUUGGCAAACACAAGAAGUGCGACCAUAACAUGGACUGCAUGGACAACUCUGAUGAAAUUGGCUGCUACCCCACUGAAGAGCCCUCCCCGCAGCCCACCAACACCAUCGGCUCCAUCGUUGGUGUCGUGAUGACCCUGUUUGUCGUAGGCGCUGUCUACUUUGUGUGCCAACGGGUGCUAUGCCCACAGAUGAAGGACGACGGUGAGACCAUGACCAACGACUUUGUAGUGCACGGACCAUCCUCUGUGCCACUAGGCUAUGUGCCGCACCCCAGCUCCUUGUCAGGCUCUCUGCCAGGCAUGUCCCGUGGGAAAUCUGUGAUUGGCUCCUUAAGUAUAAUGGGUGGUAGCAGCGGACCUCCAUAUGACCGUGCCCACGUAACAGGAGCUUCCUCCAGCAGCUCGUCCAGCACCAAGGGCACUUACUUCCCUCCUAUCCUUAACCCUCCCCCCUCUCCUGCUACAGUUCGCUCUCAGUACACUAUGGAGUUUGGCUACUCGUCCAACAGUCCCUCCACACAUCGCUCAUACAGCUAUAGGCCAUACAGCUAUCGCCACUUCGCCCCUCCGACCACACCGUGUAGCACAGAUGUGUGUGACAGUGACUACACACCGGGGCGCCGGGCCCCACCAGCUUCCAGCGCUGUGGCCAAGGGCUAUACCAGCGACCUCAACUAUGACUCAGAGCCCUUUCCCCCUCCCCCCACCCCACGUAGCCAGUACCUAUCAGCCGAGGAGAACUGCGAGAGCUGCCCUCCAUCUCCUUAUACAGAGCGCAGUUACUCACACCACCUCUAUCCCCCUCCCCCCUCGCCCUGCACAGACUCAUCAUGAGCCUUGCAAAUCGUGUGCAAAACCCCACCCCUUAUCACCCCAUUGGUGUAAAUAGCAAUUGUGCAUAUAAUGAACUUUUUUGGUUUUGUUUUUUUUACAAAAAAAAGAGAAAGUGACUGAUGCUUGAGCUGAAAGGCUGUUCUGUACAGAGCAAGAAAUAGAAAAAGAAGAGAGACUUUGGUGCACAGAGCUGACAGAUCCUUGUACAUUUAAAA